Mollisia scopiformis is the source of this 1731-nucleotide messenger RNA. RefSeq lists its product as uncharacterized. NCBI's taxonomy places the organism in Eukaryota, Fungi, Ascomycota, Leotiomycetes, Helotiales, Mollisiaceae. The transcript is spliced from 2 exons. The coding region runs from base 1 to 1731 and encodes 576 amino acids. The record is from RefSeq and is a predicted model, not a curated record.
AUGGCACCAACAUACGAUCCGAAUGGAAGUAGCAAUCUGGACACAGUUGGCUGGGUAUCGGACCCCAACGGACGGGGUACUUCCAGCCUUAUCAUAUCAUGCUUGCUCACUCUAGGUCUCUGUGUAUGGAGUGCGCUACAUCUCAACAUACCUGCUAAAGACGCAAGUCGGCGGGAAUAUUGGCUUCGUCGGGCGAAAUGGUCUCUUUGCGGAGUCCUGAUUCCGGAGCUUGUCAUCCUGCUGGCUUGGAGACAACGAACUUCGGCUGGCAGACUUACGAACGAGAUCAACAAAGUUUUCAGCGACUUAGAACAACAAUACACUUCUUCCAAAGACGCGUUGAACUCCCGAAUAAGAGGCGCGGUACAACGAAAACAUCCUUGGACGAACGUACACAGCUUUUAUGCUGGUGCGGGUGGAUUCGUUAUCGAACUCGAACAGUCACAGGGUGGCUUUGGCUUCGAACCUUUUCUAUCCGGUCCCCACCGGCUCACGCUUACUGCUCAUGGUGUCCUUCUCCUGGCAGAAUGUGGCCUUCUCCCCGAUUUCAAUGAGUCAGAGAUCAAGGACAAAUCGAAACAAGAUAGCUUAGCAAAAGCAUUGGCUCUUCUGCAGGCCAGUUGGAUGCUCCUUCAAACUCUCGGCAGAGUAGCUACACAUAUCCCUACCUCACUACUAGAGGUCAACACUAUCGGCCAUAUCUUUUGUGCUUUCAUUGUGUACCUGCUAUGGUGGAACAAGCCAAGAGAAAUACACGAACCGACGGUGCUGAAAGGCAGUUGGGUAGACUCGAUAACCGCAUACAUGUACAUGAGCAGUCGAAUGAGUGGCACCAAGAUCAAAAGUCACUUGAAGCCAAGAUCUUGGGUAUCGCCCGAAAUAUCAAAGUGUGUCUACCUGGAUUUCGGUCAAGCACUCUUGUCGUCCCGUUCGUCAGACUCGGCCCAAGUCAUCGACACCGUGGAGAGUCCGACUAUCUUGGAUCUUCAAAGAGAACCAAGCGUCGUGGUCGACGGGGUAGAUUCACAACUAUCCGGUGCCUUUGAAUUCCGACCAUUUCGUCGCCUCGAUUCUCAAAAGACUAUCCGUCGUAAGAUGAAGUUAGGUUGGACCCCUGAACCAAAUUUCGAUAACGCGACACUACGAAAAGCAAGACAUAGACUUGCCGCUGCUGCAGUGCAAAGCUAUCCCGCCGUAAGAGCUCGGUUCAACAAAAUGGAAUUCCAUCCAUCAAACGAUGCAAGCGGUACAGAAAUACCAACUUAUGAGGCUAUCGUCGAACAAAUGGUUGAUCACAGCGCCCGCAAUUGGCCAUCGGAUUUCCUCUUGCCUGGCCUCGGGGGUGAGCUAAUGGGCAUGAUUCUCUGGUUCGGGUCCAUGGCUUAUGGCGGUGUACACAUGGCUGCCUGGCACCAAUACUUCCCUACCCGCAUCGAGCAAUAUAUGUGGCGGUUCUCCUCUCUCUAUAUUGCUUGCUCAGGUCUUGUCUGGCUAUUGAUGAAUGUCUUAGGCGCCACCAGUCCUUGGGCAGGUGCGUACUGGGAUCGUUUCAUAGCUCUUCAAGCAGUGUGGGUCGAAUAUGUUAUUUUUGGGGCCACGGCGACGGUUUGUGGUAUCAUAUAUAUCUUUGCAAGAGCUUUUUUGGUAGUGGAUGCGUUCGUAUCUUUGAGGCAAUUGCCUAUUCAGGCAUAUAGUACGCCGCAAUGGUCUGAAGUUAUACCGCAUUUGUAG